GGUUUAUUUUAAUGUGCUCAUUCUAAAAUCUUUUUGUUUCUAGAGUAACAGCUCACAGACAGGAGACAUAACCUAAAGGUUAAUUAGACAGACAGAGAGAGGACUUUGCACUUUCCAAUUUCUCAGUAAGGAAGAUGCUUUUUUUUUUUCUUAUCUUGAAGCGAGACAACAAAGAGAGGCUGGUGAGGGAACCAUUGUUUAUAAGUGAUAUGAUCAGCCAACUUGUCACACAGAUAUUUCCACAACAUUAAUUGUAACUAUGAACAGUUAAGAGUAUUAUGUAUAUAAUACAUUAAACUUUAUGGCAAAUAAAUUAAAAUUGUAACUGUUCUUCAGGAGAUUGUGUUCAAGUCCCAGUGAUGCCAUGGUAAUCCAUGGCUAGGAGUCAAGAGAGCAAAUUCGGCUGUGAUCUCAGGGUGGAAGGGAGGAUGAUGUCUGUGAUCUCAUUGUAUGCAGAAGUGGUCAGGUGGUGCUCUCCUCUGAGUGUGUAACACUGGCAUCUGACUCAGCCAUCUGAAAAGAUGUGGAAGUUGUCUUCAGUGGUGUCAGAGGAAGCAUGUGUUAGUCUUCAUCUCCCUGGUUGAUAAUUGUCAUGGUGGGGGGAACUGGUGAGAGAAAAUGAAGGGAAAUUAAUUGCUGACAAAUUGCUGGGGUAUAUGAGGAAUAAAAGUGCAAUUAGUUGGAAUAUAAUUUGGGGUGGUAACAUUAAAUCCACUUAGUGUCAUGCCGCAUCACGCCACCCAUUGUUAUUUUCCUAUAACAAGGCAGUGGUGGUGCAGUGGUUAUUACUGUUGCCUCACAGCAAGAUGGUCUUGCUGGUCGACUGGGGCUUGUCUGUGUGGAGUUUGCAUGUUCCUUGUGCCUGCGUGGGUUUCCUCCGGGUGCUCCAGUUUCCUCCGCUAGUCCAAAGACAUGCAAAUUAGGUAAACUGGCUACUAUAAAUUGAUGUGAAUGGUCGUCUGAUUAAUUAUAUGUGCCUACCUGUGUGAUAGCCCAUGCUGUUUGGCCUGUAGUUCAUCGUUGUAAUUAAUCUUAAACACAACUCUUCAUGCGCUAUAAAUGUGGAUCUGGCAACCCUGUCAAGGUGUAUUGGUCCACGUGGCAUGCAAAGCCAGUUGUAACCUACAGGAGGCGACAUCAGCCACAAUAUUGAGCAUUAUGGGGCGGCGGUGCUUUUCAUCCGCACCGAUAACAAAACGUUGCGUUUAGAAAACCUGUAUCGCUUGUAGGAGGACACAGAUUUUACCCAACAGUGGUCCUGUUCUUCAGCGAGUGGUAAAGGCAGUAGUGUGAGAUGGUCCAGAGCAAUGUGAUGAGCACCGCGGAGGACGUGGCGGAUCAGUUCCUCCGAGUGACAAAGCAGUACCUUCCCCAUGUAGCACGAUUGUGUCUGAUCAGUACCUUCCUAGAAGAUGGUAUCAGGAUGUGGUUCCAAUGGAGCGAGCAGAAAGAUUACAUUGAGAGCUCAUGGGGAUGUGGUUUCUUCCUUGCUUCACUGUUCGUUUUAAUAAACUUACUGGGCCAGCUGGGUGGUUGUGUAUUGAUCCUGAGCAGGAAUUUUGUGGAGUGUGCCUGUUUUGGAUUGUUUGGAAUCAUUGGACUGCAGACUAUUGCCUACAGCAUUUUGUGGGACCCAAAAUUUUUAAUGAGGAACCUAGCACUCGGGGGCGGGUUGCUAUUGCUGCUGGCUGAGUCACGCUCAGAAGGCAGGAGCAUGUUUGCUGGUGUGCCCACGAUGCGAGAGAGCUCUCCUAAGCAGUACAUGCAGCUGGGAGGACGUGUGCUACUUGUGCUCAUGUUCAUGACCCUGCUCCACUUUGAUGCCAACUUCCUCUCUAUCUUACAGAAUUUGGUGGGCACGGCUCUAAUAAUCCUGGUGGCCAUCGGGUUCAAGACGAAGCUGGCUGCUCUUACUCUGGUUGUCUGGCUCUUUGUCAUCAAUGUCUAUUUCAAUGCCUUCUGGACCAUUCCAGCUUAUAGGCCCAUGCACGACUUCCUCAAGUAUGACUUCUUCCAGACCACAUCUGUGAUCGGAGGUCUACUGCUUGUGGUAGCACGAGGUCCUGGCGGAGUCUCUAUGGACGAGAAGAAGAAGGAGUGGUGAGACUGGGCAAAAUUCAAAUGGCUCUCUUGCUCACUCUAUAGUGUAUUCUCAGUAGUAGUUUUCAUACAGCAUUAUCCCUCAAAGCAAGUGCACUAUAUAGGGAGUGAUGAGCAGUUUGAGACAUGGCCUGUCGUGAAGGAACCCAGAAACCAACCCCAUGACUCGCUCUACUUCUGCAGCCCAAGCACUGUCUCACUUUUCUGUGGUUUCAGUGUGUUCUUCAUUUUUACGGGCACUUUUAGGUGUUUUUUUUUUUUUUUGUCAUAUUUAUUCACAGAAUAUAUGGCCAGACCUUGUUUUUCAUCCCUGUUGUUCACAUAAUCAUUACAAGUCUGCGAUUAUUGUUACAACAUUUUAAUAAUACUAGAAUACACCAUCUGUUUGUGGUGCCAAUCACAGUCCACCAACCAAAGAAAUGUUAAAUUUUCUACUUUAUUUUUGUAUUCAAACAACUGUGGUUGUUCUGGUGUUAUGAGCCCUGGGCCCUGUACUACGAAGCGGGUUUUCUGGCUUACCAGGGUAACUUCGAGAGUAACUUGAUCACGUGCAGCGUAACUUCCCGAUUAACCCAUACUACGAAAGUUGGCUAUGUUCAAACCGAGGUAUGCUGCCAUGGCAACUUACGCUGCAUCUCAAACCUGCUCGUCUCAGGUUAUGUUCUUGGUUAACCCGAGGUUUCCGAUUAACCACACCCUUUUUAAACACCACCUCUCCACCGACAUUUCCUCUAGAGACAAUGCCAGCGUACCUGGAUGACCCGUGCGAUAUCGGGGCGCAGAUUAAAGAUGGGAUUUAUGGCUCUUUGAUCGCAUCUUUGUGAUCCAUUCUUUGAAAAGAGCCGUUCGAAAGACUGGCUCAUUUGGCUCUUUUUAAAUAUUUAUUCAGUUUUAAGAAGACAGCGUCUAAAGAAGCCAGAUCCCUCUGCUUAGACAGUGACAUCAAUGUUUCUGGACAUACCUUUUAUUUUAAGCAACCUAGACUUACAUUAUUGUAACCUCUAAACACUCAUAAAUAACCAUUAAAAAACAAUGAGGGCUUCAAUGAAUGUCCAUCCAGAACGGCUUUUCUGUAAAAAAAAAAAAAAGAACCCACUCAAGAACAUAGUUAUCAAGAACGCAAGAAUAUUUUAUAGAAAAACACUUGUUUUACAAAAAUAUUUAAGUCUGAGAUACAAAAUAGAUAAAACUACAAUAAAUAACACAAGAACUAGUUAUCACACAAGAACAUUUUAAUAGAAAAAAACAAACUUUCUAUAUUAAAAAUAUUGAAAUUGUAACAAAAAUAGAUACAACUAUAAACAGUCAGAUAAAUAGAUAGUUAUAACAAGAACACAAGAUUAUUUUAAUAGGAAAAAACAAACUAUUAAUGCAAAAAAUAUAUUAUUAUUAGAAAAAUAGAUACAACUAGACAAACAGAUAAAUAAAUAAAAUACACAAAUAGAACAAACAAAAUGACGAUAGAAUAAAUUAAAUGAACGUCCGUGCAAAGUAGUUUUCCCACAAUAUUAUCAUUAAUAUCACACAACAACAUUAUAAACUAUAUACAAAACAAUUUGAACUAGGCAAACAGAUAAAACUUGAAUAAAUAAAAGGCAAAUGAAUGCUUGCUUGCACGCGCGCACACACACACCGUUAUGAAUGAUGUUUUUAUAUUUCAUUUUCACCUGUUGCCAGGUGCGUUUGGCACUGCUGUUGCCUCUGAAAUGUUCACAGGACAUACACCAACUUAGUCAAAGGGACUGAACAGUCAGUCAUCCUAAUUCAUGUGACUCGUGCACAUAUCAGCUUAAGUAGGCUACUCCAUGAAUUUACCAUACCAAAUUUUAUUCAGGAUUUUUCGGACAUUAAACAAGCUAUAUAUGACUGGGGCCACGUCGAAGGACCAUUUUCUGUGACUUGUGAUUGAUCAUGAAGCUUUCUCUCAUCCUAUACUUCUGUUCUGGAACAUGUAGAAGGGAGAAUGUACUUGCGCAUUUACCCGAUCGGCAAUUCGUUGCCAACAUGCUUGCCGCUCCUUAUUGGCAGCCGCUGUGUUAGAUUUUGCUCUUAAUGUUGUUUUGAACUCCUCGUAGCUUUGCAUUAUGACAGCGCAUUCUUCCUCCGUGAAGUACGGCGACCGUGCCAUUGUGAACAGUGGUGAUUUGCGCUGAUAACCUCCCCUUUAACGUGAACGCGCAUUAACCCUGAUUAGGUUAACACAGGUUCAACAAAUCAACUUCAUAAUUGGCGUCGUAGUACCGUUUAACCCCAAACAAGAUAACCAGGUUUUGUCAACCCCGGUUUAGCGGGGGAACCCUGGGUUACUUCUGGGUAGUUUGACCUCCGUUCGUAGUACAGGGCCCUGUUCUGUUUGUUUAUACACAAGUUAUAAUAACAUCAAAGUUUUUAUUGUUUGGCCUUGUAAGAUCUAAGUAAUGGGUACUUUUAAUGGGUAAGGAAUAAUGGAUAAGUAAAGUAAAUAAUAAGUAAUGGGUAUUAGAUCAUCGUUGUUUGAGUGUAUAUAUGGUUACAUUGUGUAGGGCUCAGUGUGCAUGACUGCUGACAUCAUUACAGCUCAGAAGGAGCUAAGACAGGGGUUUUCAAAGUGUGGGAGAGUCAGCCCCCCCUUGGAGAGCAAAUAAACAACAGCGCCCCCCCUACACUUUUUGUUGUUGCUAUACUUAAUGUUCCAUUCGUAUUUUUAAAAAAUGGUUGUUGUACACAUUUUUUUCUUUUUCACAUUUUAAACAUCUGUGCUUUUUAAAACAUCUUGUUUUACACAUUUUAAACAUCUCAUAGCAUCAUUAGCGAGCACCUCUUGGCAGACAACACACUGUGGCAGUGGAGCAUCUUAGAUCCAGUCCAUGAAAAUCCAAACUUUAAAUAAUCGUGGUCAUAAUUCCUUCUUUUUUCAGUCCCCCCCAGGAUUCCACGGGCCUUUUUUGUGAUUGUUGUGGGCUAAAAUGUCUGAUGUUGCGGGGGGUUUUCCAAAAAAAAUUGCGAUGAAAGUUGCGGUGUUUCUUAGGUUUUAGUUGCGAUUACAUUGCGGGAGGAAGUGAAAGUUGCGAUUUUUCUCUUUUUGUGAUUAAAAUUGAGUGAUAUGUUAAAUAUUAAGUUAUUACUGAAAAACUAUUGAUUAAAAAACAAAGACACUGAGAAAUGGUCCUAUAACCAACUUUACCAAUAUAAAAGAUUACCAGGACUACAAAAAUGCAGAAAAAUAGGCUUUAUUUAUCCAAAUGCACCUGUUGGUUCAAAAGUUAAAGUGCAGAGAACCUCACAGCACAACAUGAAGUUACCUUAAAAUAUAAUAUAAAUGCCUCAGCUUUCAUGUAAGAAAAAAAACUAUUAAUACUAGUACUGUGUGCAGGCAAUCUCUCCUGAAGACUAAAUUAAACAAUAAUUAUAAACUAAUAAAAUAAAUGGCUCAGGCUUCAUAGAAGAAAAAAAACAAUUUGAACAGAAUCUCAGUAUGAUGCUGAAGCUGCCUAAGCAAUGGAAAAUAAAAUACCAUUUUGGCAAAAAUGUUGGCAUCCAUUACUUUCUUGUAUUAAGUAAAAAAAAUUAAAAAUAAAGUGCACAUAGUGCUUCACUGUAAACAUCACACACUUUCAGCAACAGAAUUUAAGCCUACAUAAACACUGACUCACACAUCAUGCAAUGUUGCCAGAUACUGCUGACGUUUUCCAGUCCAAAAUAUGUUCAAAACCCGCCAAAAUGCACUUAAAACCAAUCUGGCAACACUGCGCGCAUGCUGCUUCGCUUGAACGUAAACACGGAAGUAAGGCGGAAGGUAGUUUGUCGACGUCACCUCAAGACGACGCCAACGAUUGGUCAAAUUUGCGGGAAAGUUGCGGUGAUUGGAUAUAAUUGUAACACCGCCCUGAAUUCGCGGGGAUUGGUUGAAUUUGCGCUGAAGUUGCAAAUCGCAACAUCCUGGAGGCUCUGGGUUUUUUUGCUUGGCCCAAACUCUGUCUCCUCACUCACUGUAGCUUUAGGUACUAAAAAUCGAUCCAUUUUGUCUCUGGUAAAGGCUCCUCAUGUUGCGCCCCCCCUGAAGAACUCUGGCGCCCCCCAGGGGGGGCGCGCCCCCCACUUUGAAAAGCCCUGAGCUAAGAGAUUAAUGUAUUGUUAAAACAAAGUUUGGGUUGUGGUCUAAAAAUAAAAAAAGGUAAACUAUAUAAUCAAUGACCACCCUUAAUGGCCUUAAUGACCCUGAAUUUUCACACUAUUCCAAGGUAAAUAUGUUUUUAUGUCAGUAUAUGGCAUUGUUAACUGUGUGUAAACUGUCAUGUAGCUAAAGUUUAUAGAAGCUGAUAGUAUUUUUCAAGCAAGCAAAGCAGGAAUUUUAAAUAAAUGGAACCCUGUGAUUUGUUAUGCAGUGGGGUGGGGUUUUUUUUUCCUCUUCCCCCUUUUUGUACAAAAAAGUGCAGAAAAUGUUGGUUUUCUAAGUGUUUUGAGCAUCUCAUACAUGUUUUGAUAAAGGGAAAAUAAAGAUGCAAAAAUGA
Neoarius graeffei (lesser salmon catfish) is the source of this 6590-nucleotide messenger RNA. It is a transcript of the gene surf4l, whose product is annotated as surfeit 4, like. The record is from RefSeq and is a predicted model, not a curated record. The coding region runs from base 1295 to 2104 and encodes 269 amino acids. The transcript is spliced from 6 exons. Gene Ontology annotation, biological process: Golgi organization. Gene Ontology annotation, cellular component: endoplasmic reticulum-Golgi intermediate compartment; membrane; endoplasmic reticulum. NCBI's taxonomy places the organism in Eukaryota, Metazoa, Chordata, Actinopteri, Siluriformes, Ariidae.